This is a messenger RNA of Arabidopsis thaliana (thale cress), 2862 nucleotides long. Its product is annotated as myosin heavy chain-like protein. NCBI's taxonomy places the organism in Eukaryota, Viridiplantae, Streptophyta, Magnoliopsida, Brassicales, Brassicaceae. The coding region runs from base 1 to 2862 and encodes 953 amino acids. The record is from RefSeq and is marked reviewed. The transcript has 7 exons.
AUGGGUUCUUCAUCUCCAAACAACUCUGUCGACUCUUACAUCCGCGAGAGGACUUCUUCGGACCUUUCAGGGAAGAAAUCUCCUUCAAUAGGUUGGUCCGAGGAGUCGUCUCGUCAUUCUGUCGGGUCUUCGACUCAUCGUGGAAAAUCUGCUGAGGUUCCUUCCUCCGGGAUAGAUCGUCGCGAAAUCUCCGCCGUUAGAGAUAGGGUUCCCUUCUCUAGUCGUGUUCCUACCGUUGUUCCGAGCUUGCGAGAUGAUACUGAUUCUGACGGAGCUGGGAAUCGUUAUGCCGACGAUGAGAGAGAAUCGGCGGAUGAAAACGUUUCGGGUGAAUCUAGAAAAAACGAGAUGGUCGAUCUGGGACCCACUACGUCGACCCGUGAAUCUGUUGGCCGAACGACCGACUUUUGCUUGUUGCCGGGCCCUCUAACUAUUAGGAUCCCACGAGAUACGGAUCGGCCGAGCGAUUGUCCUGAGGGGUUCAUUUGUCUCUUCGAAGGGUUUUUCACCGAGACGGGACUUCGCUUUCCUAUUCCCGACUUUCUCAUGCGAUUCUGUCGGAACCGUCAGAUUGCUAUAUCCCAACUGACGGUCGCUUCGAUACGAACUGCAGCCUGCCUCCAGAUGCUUUGCGCGAGGUGCGGCAUUCCCCUUUCAGUGGAGCUUAUGGAAGAACUUACUUCUUUCAGUAAAGUACCUCACAAGCUCGGCCAGCAUUAUAUUAGCUCAGUUAGGGGUUUCAAGAUUCUCGAAAACGAACCCUCAAAGACCCGGGACUGGUUAGGAGGAUACUUCUAUGCUAAGGUGGACCGGAACCUUGUGGAGGAUCCUUCGGCCGAGACUCUGAGAGAACAAGCUCCGAUUGACUGGAAACAGGUUCCCUGUCUGAAGCAUAAGAAACAGAACAAGCGCAAACCGCAAAAACAAAAGAGUUCGGCCCGUCCAAAGAAAAUGUCCGGCGAAAAUGUUAACUUGGCAACCCUCAUGCGUGAGAAACGAGCUCGCAAGGAGGCUGAAUCCAAACCUCGUCUAGCGAUAGUUGACAAAACUCAUGAGGACAAGGCUCGUCUUGAUGUAGCCGAGAAAAAUCGCAAGGGUCAUGAGGAUAAGACCAAAAAGGGUACGUCUGGCGCCGAACGUCGGGACGUUACCGAUGUGACCCGAGUGGACAAAGCUCGUCCAAUCACCGUUGGUCAGAAAGGAUCAUCUGGCCGCAGCGUGGAUAGGGAGAGGAGCGGCCCUGAUACCUUUGGCUCUAAGCGUCCCUGUUCUUCAAAAGAGGUCGCUCCAGCUUUGGACAAAAGGAGGCGUAUCGGGAGCGGUGAUGUCGACCUUUCAGCCGGGCCCCGUCUUUUGGCAAUUGCUGAUCACUCAUUCCGCUAUGAGUACAAAGUCAGGGACUCCCCGUUUUCUGCCGACCGGGUUGAAUGUGCUCGUUUCCUUCGGAAGAAUGACGUUCUCUUCUCUACUCCCCCAGAAGACAAUAUGUGCGCUUGGCAGGCUGUAUGGGCGAAUAACCUCCUGAUCUCGCGGUAUGAUCGCAAUCUGCGCUCGGCUCGUGAAAAGAUUCUGGUGCUCGAGGGCAAAUUAAAGAAUGCCGAGCGUACCAUUGCUGAUAACAAUCAACAAGCUAAGGCGGGUUUGGAGGAGUUGAAAGCCUUGAAAAAAGAGACUGUUGUUCUGAAAGCUGAGCGUUCGAAAGAGGCUGCGACGCUCGAGAAUGUUCUGAGGCAACAAACUCUGCUGGAGGCCCGGUUGGCUGAGGAGAAAGAGAUUUUUUGGCGUUUUCGGGAAGAGAAGUUCGCAGAGGAAAUGCGAAGACGCAUGCAUGCGCAAGCAACCGGUACACUUAGCUGUCUGAAGUUUCUAGCCGAUGAGGAUAAAAUCCCUAUACCGGCGAGUACGUUUGAAGAGUUUGAGGAGUGGAAAGAGAAAAUUGACGCGUUCAACGUGACGGAGCUGGUGAACGGCGGGAGGGUCAUCACGCCUGUCGCUCCUCAUGGUUCGACGGAAAAUGUGCAGGGUUCGGAGGAGUCUCCCUUCCGGAUUAACCAAUUUGGCUCGAAACUUGGGGUCCUGGCGGCUUGCGAGAUUGAUCCCAUAACCGAGUUCUUCACCGAUCCUAAACUCGCUGCUUUGGUUUCUGCGGGAGUUAAGAAGGCGAUUGUGACGAUCUCUGAUGAUGAGCCGGCGGCCGUGAUUACUACUGAAGACGGCCCCGUUCCUGCUUCACAUGCCGAGACUGCGCCUACCAUUGGGGACAGUUCCCGUGUCACACCAAACGAAGCGACGGUUCACUGCAAGGAGUCAGUGAGGCGUCUCGUCCAAGGAGUCUCUCGAGGUACGUCAUCAGAUUCCGAUGAUGAGCUUGAUUCCUCGUCGACGUCGAUCCGUGGUUAUUUCGGGUGUCCCCGUCGUGACCGUUCACCUUCUCCGAUCUGCGUAGUGGAGGAUCGCGUGAUUCGCCGCCCGGCGCUUCCAGUUGGCGAACCGCUGUACCCCUGGAGGAGGCCUCCAUUGAUCGCCGCCUCGCCGUCAUUCACUCCCGUCGGUCGUGAUUUUGUUCCCGGCAGUGUGAAGUACCCGGCGGAUCUGCUUCGUCAUCUUCAUCCUGAAGAGGCGGCGCGAUUCCGAUAUUGGUUUCGCACGUUGGAGGGGCAACACCGAGCUUACUGCCGCCGCCAUGCUGAGCUCCUCCGCAUGAUGCAGGAAAUGGAGCUUGGAAUGAGGAGGUUGGAGGCCGAUCCCAAGGACUGGGAACGCUUCGGACUGGGCAAGUUGAACCCACUGCCGCCUUUUCUGAGGGCGUACUGUCGUGCUAAACUUCACGAGGAUGAGGCUAGCUCGUCGAGAGGGCCCUGA